Molecule: messenger RNA, 2175 nt
Organism: Otolemur garnettii (small-eared galago)
Lineage: Eukaryota; Metazoa; Chordata; Mammalia; Primates; Galagidae
Gene: FOXA2
Product: forkhead box A2
Exons: 3
Coding region: 205-1575 (456 amino acids)
Biological process (GO): cell differentiation; anatomical structure morphogenesis; regulation of transcription by RNA polymerase II
Molecular function (GO): protein domain specific binding; DNA-binding transcription factor activity, RNA polymerase II-specific; transcription factor binding
Source: RefSeq, a predicted model, not a curated record
GACAAAUCGCAGCCUCCUAACCUUAGGCUGCAGCUAACGGGGCUGCGAGCGCCCCGCCGCCCCACCGAGAGUCGCGGGCGGCUGGGCUCCAAGGAGGCCCAAAGCCGAGGCGGCGGCACCCGGCGCCCGGUGCCUUCCGGGGCGCGCCAGAUCUUAACUGUAACUGGGAGGGGCCUCCCAGGACAGCGGCGGGCGAGUUAAAGUAUGCUGGGAGCGGUGAAGAUGGAAGGGCACGAGCCGUCCGACUGGAGCAGCUACUACGCUGAGCCCGAGGGCUACACCUCCGUGAGCAACAUGAACGCCGGCUUGGGGAUGAACGGCAUGAACACGUACAUGAGCAUGUCGGCGGCCGCCAUGGGCAGCGGCUCGGGCAACAUGAGCGCCGGGUCCAUGAACAUGUCGUCCUACGUGGGCGCGGGCAUGAGCCCGUCCCUAGCGGGCAUGUCCCCCGGCGCGGGCGCCAUGGCAGGCAUGGGCGGCUCGGCCGGGGCAGCUGGUGUGGCGGGCAUGGGACCGCACCUGAGUCCCAGUCUGAGCCCGCUCGGGGGACAGGCGGCCGGUGCCAUGGGCAGCCUGGCCCCCUACGCCAACAUGAACUCCAUGAGCCCCAUGUACGGGCAGGCGGGCCUGAGCCGCGCGCGCGACCCCAAGACGUACCGGCGCAGCUACACUCACGCCAAGCCGCCCUACUCGUACAUCUCUCUCAUCACCAUGGCCAUCCAGCAGAGCCCCAACAAGAUGCUGACACUGAGCGAGAUCUACCAGUGGAUCAUGGACCUCUUCCCCUUCUACCGGCAGAACCAGCAGCGCUGGCAGAACUCCAUCCGCCACUCGCUGUCCUUCAACGACUGCUUCCUCAAGGUGCCCCGCUCGCCGGACAAGCCCGGCAAGGGCUCUUUCUGGACCCUGCACCCUGACUCGGGCAACAUGUUCGAGAACGGCUGCUACCUGCGCCGCCAGAAGCGCUUCAAGUGCGAGAAGCAGCUGGCGCUGAAGGAGGCUGCGGGUGCCGCGGGCGGCGGCAAGAAGGCGACCCCCGGGGCCCAGGCCUCCCAGGCUCCACUCGGGGAGGCCGCCGGGCCGGCCUCCGAGACUCCAGCGGGCACCGAGUCACCUCACUCGAGCGCCUCCCCGUGCCAGGAGCACAAGCGUGGGGGCCUGGGGGAGCUGAAGGGGACGCCGGCCGCGGCGCUGAGUCCCCCGGAGCCCGCGCCCUCGCCUGGGCAGCAGCAGGCCGCGGCCCACCUGCUGGGCCCGCCCCACCACCCCGGCCUGCCGCCCGAGGCCCACCUUAAGCCGGAGCACCACUAUGCCUUCAACCACCCCUUCUCCAUCAACAACCUCAUGUCCUCGGAGCAGCAGCACCAUCACAGCCACCACCACCAUCAGCCCCACAAAAUGGACCUAAAGGCCUACGAACAGGUGAUGCACUAUCCUGGCUACGGCUCCCCCAUGCCCGGCAGCUUGGCUAUGGGCCCGGUCACGAACAAAACGGGCCUGGACGCCUCGCCCCUGGCAGCAGACACCUCCUACUACCAGGGGGUGUACUCGCGACCCAUUAUGAACUCCUCCUAAGAAGAAGGCUUCAGGCUCGGAAAGCUCUGGCAGAGUUUGACAAGGACAAGGGAGGCAAGGGGGGGGUCUUCACUGGAGAGACCAGGGGGAAGAAAUCUGUGACGCCCCAGCAGUCCCCCUCACCCUCCCAAACAGAGGGCCACGCUGACACCUAUCGUCCCAUAUGAGGAGAAAAAUGGGGAAAACAUAUUUUUAGAAAACCUCCAGUUUCCACUACAGUGUAGACUCCGCUUCUUUAAGCACCUGCAGAUUCUGAGUUUUUGUUGUUCUCCUCCACUGCUGUUGUUGCAGGAAAGUCUUACUUAAAAAAAAAACUUUUGUGGGUGAAUUGGUGUAAAACCAUGUAGUUUUAACAGAACCAGAGGGUUGUACUAUUGUUUAAAAGGAAAAAAAAAAUAAUGUAAGGGUCAGUUUUAAAUGACCAAGAAAAAGAAAAAAAAUGCAUUCUCAAUCUCAACACGGUGGAAUCCAGGUCUUGGGUCUGAUUAAUUUAUGGUUUCUGUGUGCUUUAUUUAUGGCUUAUAAAUGUGUAUCCUGGCCGCAAGGGCCAGAGUUCCACAAAUCUAUAUUAAAGUGUUAUUGCCGGUUUUAUCCUUUGAA